AUGUCUAGCCAGCAUGAAACAAAAGCCAAACAAAUUGGUUCAAACAAUUUUCAUGAUGUCAAGGGUCUCUCCAGAGAGAGGCCUUGGCUACUGCCUUCCAAUCGCAAACUUCGGCAUCUCCUAGGCAUCUCUUUACGAAACUUAACCCUGUCCUCACUGCGUUCCAGGACCCGUAGGAAGACGCUAGAUGACGAGUUUCUACCUCACGCACUCAAGACACCCGCGAAACUCCUCUCCCAACGCGAGAAUAAGCUUGAGUAUUCAAGGUCGUCUAGUGAUCUUAAGUCACCACCCAAAGCGAAUGUGUUAGCCGAGGCGGAGGAUUCCAAAAAUGAUGCACCAGCAAGGCCGAAGCCUCCAAUCAAGCCCAGAAGAAGAAGCACACUCAAUUGGACAAAUGCGCCCCCCAGCGUUAGACAGACCAAGUUGGAGGAUGUGGCUAGGGAGAGGAUGGCCGAUACAUGGUUUUCACUCCACUAUUCCGGCAUAGACGAGCCCAUCUACGUGAGCGAGGUCAUCGAGAAAGCUAUGAACCCAAGCUUUCGAUUCUUUGAUCUUAAUGUAUACGGCCCUGCGGUGACUCGACUUGAUGAGCUGACUGUCAAAUACUGGGCGAAGACGGAGAACAUGGACCAGUAUGUCUUAUUGGUUGAAUUGCAGUUGUGUUUCCGCUCUCUACAGUUCAUUGGCAAAUCACUCGAGAGCUUCCACCAUCCUCUUCCUCAGAAUUGCAUACUGUUUCACCUUUCAGAUGGCAUCUACACAAGCUUUACCGACCUUCCACUGGAUGAGCCUGUCCUGGCUGUUUCAAAUACACCAAAGCAACCACAUGGACUGCAGCCUACAUCUUCAUUUGAUGCCUUGAUGCGUUUGUCAAAUCUUGAUGAUUGCAUCCAAGACGCUCUUUCCACGCGUGAGAAGCUUGCUUCGCAGAUCAGUCAUUUGCUGGAAGACCAAAAGCAAUCCUCGGACACUAUCGACUCCUCUUCGCAAGCUGAACAGAGACUGGCAUCCACUAACCGCUCGCUCACAACAUGUCGAAAACAACUCACUACCGCCCAAACCCGGCGAUCUGAGCUUCAAGCAAGCCUGAAAGCCCGUCGCAAUGCUAUUACUUCCGGAGACACGACACAACAGAGAGCGCAAACAAAUCUCGCCUCAGCACAAACGAACCUCAGCUCUCGAAGAUCACUUCUGCAGACGACAAAGUCAUCGGUUUCGGGUCAAAUCCGCCGCAUUUGUGAAGACCUCUUGCGUAUCUACCCGAUCGAGCCUAUCGACCACAAGCCUCUUUCCUUCACCAUCCGAAAUUUGCACCUACCGAAUGCUGCAUCUCCAUCCACCUCUCCCUACACUGACCCCGCUGUGACUGCCGCUGCUCUUGGCAUUGUGGCCCACGUGACUUAUCUGCUCUCGUUCUAUAUUUCGGCUCCACUUCCCUAUCCACCUACACCUCAUGGUUCAACAUCCACCAUCUUUGAUCCAAUCUCCACAAACAUGCAAUCACAUGCAGCCCGCACCUUCCCACUCUAUGAGAAGGGGGCAGUCACUUAUCGAUUUGAAUAUGGAGUGUUUCUGCUCAACUCGGACAUCGAGCUUCUGAUGAGUAGGCAAGGAUCGAGAAUGGUGGAUCAAAGACACACGCUGCCGAACCUCAAGUACUUGCUCACUGUGCUGACCGCAGGCAAAGGAGAGUUGCCUGUGAGGAAGAAAGGUGGAGCCAAGGUUUUGGAGAAUGGCAGCGCUGGUGAGCAAGAGGCCGAGAAGAGUCCACUCAUGAACGGGAAGCAGCCCUAUCGCGAUAGCAAAGGAGUAGCAGAUGAAACACAGAAUAUAUAA
This is a messenger RNA of Letharia columbiana, 1839 nucleotides long. RefSeq lists its product as uncharacterized. The record is from RefSeq and is a predicted model, not a curated record. Gene Ontology annotation, molecular function: SNARE binding. Gene Ontology annotation, biological process: SNARE complex assembly. The transcript has 3 exons. Gene Ontology annotation, cellular component: endosome; lytic vacuole. Bases 1 to 1839 code for a protein of 612 amino acids. NCBI's taxonomy places the organism in Eukaryota, Fungi, Ascomycota, Lecanoromycetes, Lecanorales, Parmeliaceae.